CUUUGACAGCUGUGGUGUUUUGUUUAUGUUUGGGUCAGUUGUGUGGAGGCGUUGGUGCUUGUCGUUGAAGUUGAUGAUUUGUUGUUAAUUGUAUGUUUGAAUAUGGCUAUGUGUAUGGGUGUUUCGUAUAGGCAUGUGUCAGUAAGGUAUUGGUGAACAAGUCCAGUCAGUUGAUGUAGUAGAGGGGGAGAAAUCAGCUGUGAUUUUAUUUAAUAACACACCUGACACUGAUUCUGGAACAGAUGGAAAAUAAUUGCAGUGAGCGGUAACACAGCGUGGAGUUCGUAUCUAAGGUGCAAAUCCUAUGGGGCUGUUGCUUCUCCAUUGUGCGUGGUUUUUUGCUUAUUCUCGGUAGAGAUAAUUACCCUGCAAUGUGAGGUUUGCAAUGGAUAACAUGGGAGAAAAUGAUUCUCUGAUAAUAAAACAGUAUUUGUCACUAAAUGGACAGUGCUUGGGGGAAACCAGUACUAGUUCGGGGGAAUCAUGUAAUAAUGUAGUUCAUUGGUGGAACGAAAGUGGUUCAGACACAGUUUCGAGUGCAAGUUCAUAUUCUGAUUCCGAAUAUGAUGGGUCGUUAUUGGAAUGGGAAACGGAGAUAAAUGCAAAAGGGGAAGUUUUCUUUGUUGAAUCUCUGUGCACAUCAGAAAGUGAUAAUAGUACCUCCUUGACCAUGGUGGCAAACUCAGAUAGUAGAGAGAGUAUUCCACAACACGCAACUCGCCGGAGUACCAAAAGUAAACUUGCUCAAUUGAUUAAGCAUCGAAGUAGUAAGCGGCUCAGAUGGCAGAGUGCAAAAAUCUCAUCAUCUUUGCCAUCUACCCCCAGAGAAGUAGCUGUUAUACAAGAAUAUUCCAACAGCAAAGUGACAUUCCAGGACUGGCAGCAAGGAGAGAUUCGAGAGGUGACAAUCCCGGUGAAUGGAAGAAUGGUCCACAAUCUUGGACGACGUGCCACUUUGUCUGAAAUGUUACUGGGUUUAACAACUAGUAAAUUUGGUGAUGGCACUCGAGUUAUGGUUGCUGGAUUCAUCCCAAAUGGUGAAGCUGCCAAACACUGUGGUAUUAAAAUUGGUGACUGGUUACAGAGCAUUAAUGGUCAGGAGGUCAGUGGACAAACACUUGAUGCAGUUCUGUCAGCAGUGAAGCCCCCUUGUGAGGUCACUUUAAUACUCCAACGUAUAGCAGGUUACGAAGUCACUAUAGAUGAAUAUCAGGAUAACCAGAGAAAGGGUCGGAGGCAGUCAGAGUUAGUGCGCCGGCUAACAGGAGUAGAUCCUCCUCCACCACUUAUUGGACAUCCAGUAGCUGUGCUUUACAUGUCUGUAACAAAUGAGAUGGACUCAAGACCAGAAGACACUGACAGAAGUCAUGCACUGAUCUAUUGUUUCCCUGCACAAUCAUCUCCUUCACAACAGGAUACAUUCGUUGCAGCCCGGGGUGCCUUCAUUACUCUGUGUCACCUUUUCCCAAAUGCUGGUGCCUCAACACCUACCAGUUCCAGUGUUAUGGUCAAUGAUGAACUGGUACAUAUUUUGUAUUCACCACACAAUGAUGGACUAUUGCUGCUGGCUGUGCCUGAUAGUAGGUGUCCAUUGUGGGAAGCACACCAGCUUCUGGCAGAUAUUAUUCGUAACCUUGAAUUUUGUUAUAAGACAGUGCCUAGAGCUUUCUCAGAUGAAGCUAAUCUUCAGGCCUUGGAUGAUUUCUUCGCACUGUUCUUCAUGCGCAUUCUCACCGGUGACAAGUGGCCAGCUGAGAGAGCUUCCCCAAUGUUGCAGGAUGAAAAUCCAUGCAUGAUUUCAGCAAAAUUUGAAGAACUGCUUACUGUAGCACAUUGGUUGACGGUGCCUCAUCAUAUACAGGUCCAGAUAGACAACUUGCUGAGUCAUAUGGAAGCCAAUGAUUUUGGAGAUAUGAAUGAAGAUUUUGACCACCAGCAGAGACUAUAUACAAUCAUAGGAUCAUGCUAUUAUCACAAGGGACACUUACUUACGUGGCACAUAGAACAGUGUAUACUGGUCCACAUUCACACAUUUUUACGACAGCAUUGCUUGCUGGAACUCAACCAUAGAGAAGCAGUGCUUUCACUUCUGGUGUGGAGGGAAGUCUUCUUACCAAUAACAGCACCUCCUGGAGCUCGUCAUUUCCUUUUAUGUGCAGGACAGGGUCAUGACUUACUUGUGGUCUUGCUUGAAUCAGGAGGCUGUGCCCUGACGGCAAUGGAAAAAACAGGCCCAGAUGUGUGCUAUGUGGAAAUGGCCCAGGAAGUACUACAUUCCAUCCAGAAGACUGGCAUUUCUUCAGUUGCUUCCAAAUGGUUAUCUGCAAAUUGCCGUCCACAAAUUACAACACCGGAUGUAUUGCUGUCUAAUAAAGCCUCUCGAAAAGCAGAGAACUUCCUUGGUUUUGUCAAGCAGCUAGAUUCUUUGACACCAACAAAAGCAUCAUCAGUAACAGGUAACAGUUUUGUAUUAUCGAAGAAGCAGCCAGAAGUGACAUCGAUCUUAAAAAGGCGAAGCAGUCCAGACAAAUGUUAUGGGUACAUGUCUUCAGGUGUGUCACUACAAGGCUCUACAUCAGAAGACUCAGCUAGUCAGGCAACAAGUGUCAUGAGUGAAAUGAGUGAUGAGUCAGCUCCCAUUUUGGGUCGGAGAGCUGAAAGAGAACGUAUUACAAGACAUGGCAGUGUAGACAGAUUUUCUGAAUCACCUUCAGAACAAUCAGAAGAGUCGGAAUCUGACUGGGAGGAACAUGUCACUGAGGGCAGUCCUUAUGAUCCAACAUCAUUUGGAAAGCCUGUAGCAUUGGACAUGGAUGAUAUCAUACCAUCAAAACUAACUACAGGAGAUGAUAAUGUGUUGUUCCAUUAUGUUGAUCUUAACAUCUGUGAAGGUGUUCUCUUAUCGCCAUCAGUUUUCAGUGAACAAAUGCAAUCUCAAAAGAUGCAGGAGAUUCUCACAAACUUUAAACUCAGCAGCCAAGCUAUCCACAAACUUCUACAAAACACUGUUUCAUUCAAGAAACUCAUGAAUCAGGAAAUAAACAAGGCCAUCAUAAACAAAGCAUUGGUUGCUAUUAAAGAAUGUGGCAUGUUGUUUGAGAUGAACAUGCAGCAGUCACAAAGUGGAAGAAAAUCAGCAUCCACAAUGACAUACUGGGUUGUAGGGAGGCUGUUUUUCACUCCUCAUCCACGAGAAGUUUAUGUGUGUUAUCAAGACUGUACAUCGCAGAACAUGGUGGAAAUUGCAUUUAGACUUGCACUUAGUGCUGCUGGUUGAAUUGUGUGUGAAUAGGGGUACGUUGUACCAGCUACUGAUCCAAGGAAGUGCCUUACACUUAUUUAAAACCAACACUUUUACAAAUACUCAAAGGAUUACAUUUCAUGAAUGUUAUAUGUAAAUAAAGGCUGUUUUGUAUAAAAAAAUUUAUAGGCAUUUUCAGUAUAAAAAAUAGUUACACUCCAGAGUGCCUCUAAUGUUUGUUUCCAAAUGCGUACAUGUAAAUUCCAUUUGCAGAAAUUUGGAGACAUUGGGCUGCUGAAAGUUUUGUAAAACCCACAUUUCUCAAUAGAUAAGAAAUUAGCAUGUCUUCUGUAUGCAACAAACUGAUAAUAUGAUUAUUAUUGUGAUGUAAGACUCAUUGCCAACAUGCCACACAUUUAAUGCAGUUAAUAAUAAGUGUAGCUGCCAACAAGUUGCCUGAUUCACUGACUGGAAAUGUCACUGUGGAGAUCCUUGACUUCAGGAAGUCCAUGAAGAUGAGAUGUGUAGAAAGUAUUUAUUAUGAACAAGAAGCAUGUUAAGCACAGGCAGAAAAACUCUUGAAAUAUAUACCUGUGGAUGUAAGUAAUGUAAUAAGGCUGUCCAGAGAAUGACAGAUUUGUGGAGGGUUGUAUGUAGAACUCAGAAGUCUUUGUCCAGUCCACAUACAGAGUAGAGGAACCGUGUCAAGAAUAAAAGUGAGCUCUUUGUGAAAACUGGACAUACAAUACAUUACAAUUCUAAAUGCUGAUAUCACAUAUAAAAGUCAUUUCUGAAUACAAAAAAAAAGUAUUUCCACAUGUUCUCACAUUUUUUCAGCUAUUUGUAAUGUUGUCAAUGAGUGUCCUUCAAAUACUCCACACUGUUUAAAAUACAAACACUGGUCAAUACAUAACAGCUUGAGAAUGGCACACUGAAAGAAUAUUGUACCAAUGGACUGCAAAAGACACAUUGACAUUACAUGUAUCUUUUGUUAUACUGAGAAGAAGGGGGGCAGAGUCAUUGAUGAAGUGACCAUUGAGAUUGGUCUCAUGGAUAAUUAUUUUCAGGAUAGUUCUUCCAAUUAUCCUACUUGUAUAAUGUGUCUAACAUAUAUCUGUGAUUAGAAGCAUGAUGGUUCUCUUAAUUUUUGCUAGUUAACACCACCACAACAACUGUCAGAAGAGAAAUUUCAUUGAAUACUUCCACAGUCAUUAUAAUCAGGGUGUGGUUGUACAGAACAUACAUUCCAAUUUGGAUUUAACCAUGUUUGCAGAAUCCUGCCAUGAGCAUUUCCACUGAGGAGCCAAAGAAACUGGUACACAUGCUUAAAAUCAAGUAGGGCACCUGUGAGAAUGCAGAAGUCCACAACACAACAUGGCAUGGAUUCGACUAAUGUCUGAAGUAGUGCUGGAGGGAAUUGACACAAUGAAUCCUGCAGGGCUGCCCAUAAAUCCAUAAGAGUACGAGGGGGUGGAGAUCUCUUCUGAAC
Schistocerca americana (American grasshopper) is the source of this 4730-nucleotide messenger RNA. It is a transcript of the gene in, whose product is annotated as protein inturned. Gene Ontology annotation, cellular component: cilium; cytoplasm. The record is from RefSeq and is a predicted model, not a curated record. Gene Ontology annotation, biological process: cilium assembly; establishment of planar polarity; vesicle-mediated transport. Lineage: Eukaryota; Metazoa; Arthropoda; Insecta; Orthoptera; Acrididae. The coding region runs from base 386 to 3277 and encodes 963 amino acids. The transcript has 22 exons. Gene Ontology annotation, molecular function: protein binding.